Messenger RNA from Ilyonectria robusta, 1794 nucleotides. RefSeq lists its product as uncharacterized. The transcript has 2 exons. NCBI's taxonomy places the organism in Eukaryota, Fungi, Ascomycota, Sordariomycetes, Hypocreales, Nectriaceae. Gene Ontology annotation, molecular function: protein binding. The record is from RefSeq and is a predicted model, not a curated record. The annotation marks the transcript as partial.
CGACAAGACCGGAAAAAGACAUUGAAUUGGCUUGACAGCGAUAUCCAUACGAAAAGAUUCAUUGAUUCUCACGCAAGAUGGCAACCGCGCACUGGAAGACUUUUCCUGGAUGCCGAAAAGUAUUCAGACUGGGUCAACAAUGAUACCCAAACGCUUUGGUGCCAUGGCAUUGCUGGUGGUGGGAAAACAGUGUUCGCUUCGGUUGUUAUCGAUAACUUAAAAGCUGCCCAGAGAAACAAGACGCCAGAGACCAGGGAUGGAGUUGCUUGUCUGUUUUGCGAAUAUGAACGACAGAAGGAUCAGACUGUGCGAUCUCUCACAUGUGCCAUACUCAGGCAGCUCGCCGAUCAAUGCGAGGAGCUGCCAGAGUCUGUCAUCGAACUAUUCGAUCGCUACGAAGCCGACGAUGCCCCUCUUCCCUUUGAAGAGAUUGCUUCAACUCUUUCUGAUGUGCUCGGAAAGUUCCCCCGAGUGUUCCUCGUUGUUGAUGCCCUGGACGAAUGCUCCGACAAUACGCGCAAAGAACUGCUAUCACAUCUUCUUGAACAGCAACGGAAUUCCAACAUGAAAUUGUUGGCAACUUCAAGGCCAACAAUCAAAUUCUUGAAGGAAUUUGGACCUUGCGAGGAAUUGGAGAUCCAGGCCGACCCAGAAGAUGUCAAGGAUGUUCUCGACAUUUUGAUAGACAAGUCGGACACGAUUGUCAAAACUGAUCCGGAGCUACGGAGGAGGGUAAAAGACAGUAUUUCUCAGGCUGUUGACGGGAUGUUUCUUCUCGUCCAACCCUUCUUGGAUUCAAUCAUUGGACAGCGGUCAAGAGGAUAUGUCGAGGAUGCUCUCAGAGCUCUCGUGGACAGCCCCGACAAAAUCUCAACGGUGUAUGAUGGUGCCCUUGGCAGGAUAGGGAGCCAGAAGUCAGAAGACCGCAGGCUGGCGCAGAGAAUUCUGUCCUGGAUUGUCGACUCCAAGCGACCUCUCAGUCGUCAAGAAUUCUCACAAGCUCUUGCAGUGAAGCCGGGGGAUCUCACAUUCCAGAAGGAUUACAUCAUUGAUGAUCUUGAUGGAGCCGUCGCCCUUUGUGCUGGACUAGUGGUAAUCAACCGCGAGAGCAACACUGUCCAACUGAUGCACCACACAACUCGCAAGUACUUCGAAGACUUCAAACACCGUCCCGAUUGGAUGACUGGCGCACACGGAAUGAUUGCGAGUGCAUGCAUAACAUGCGUCUCGUACUCGGUAUUUGACGAAGGACCCUGCGGUUUCGAUGAAGCGCUGGAAAGUCGGCUACUCGAGUAUCCGUUCCUCGAGUAUGCUGCCCAACACUGGGGUACACAUGCGCAAGAAGAUCAAGUCAAUAUAGCGGAAGUAGAGGACUUGGCGCUGGAAUUCCUGCAGCACGAUACAAAGGUCGCCUCUUCGACCCAGGUCAUGCACCCAUCCAGCUACAGACAGCCCGGAUACAGCCAGAACUUCGUGAAAGGUGUCACCGGAUUACAGAUUGCAUCAUCUUUUGGUCUCGCGAACAUAGUCUUGCGACUUGUUCGCCACGGUGUGGCUACCACAGACACAGACGAUGAUAAGAGAACGGCACUUCACCGAGCGGCAGAGAAUGGCCAUGACGAGGUUGUCCUGAUACUGCUUGAGCAUGGAGCAGAAGUCAAUGCCCAGGAGGCCAAGUACGACCAGACCCCGCUACAUUUGGCAGCGUUGAACGGACACAAAGCGGUUGUUCAGACACUUCUCGAAAGUGACGCAGAUGCGAAGAUGAAGGACAGCGACGGUUGGAUGCCAAUC